AUGUCACCUUCCCCAAGCGCACGGGACUCGCAGUCCCCAUCCAGGGCCAUGGCCAAUCCCAUUCAUCCAGACUUUCUUGACCGUCUAGACCAAGACUUUAUAGACUUUUACAAUUCGACACUCGGUAGGACGACACCAGACAAUAGCGCGCCACUGGAAGAGGUACGGAAGCAGAGGGCAAAGUUUCACUCCCAAAAGGCUCGCAAGUACGCGCACACGGCCUUUGUACAAGACAUCAAGCUCGAGGCGCCAGAUGGGUAUCCCUUUACUGUGAGAUUGUACAAGCCAGAUCCGCGUACAUCACCGUAUGGUGCUGGGCCUUAUCCUGUACAUGUCAAUUUCCAUGGCGGUGGCUUCACAUUUGGCGACCUCAACAGUGACGCCAAGAUAUGUAUGCAAAUACGGACACGGGUCGGCAUCAUGGUUGCCGAUGUAGACUACAGGUUACGCCCUGAGCAUGCCAUGGGCAGAGGACAUGAUGACUGCUGGGCUGCAGUGCAAUACAUGCACAACCAUGGCGCUCAGGUCAACGCCCGUCAAGACUCGAUAUCAAUAGGCGGCAUCUCGGCCGGGGGCCAGAUCGCGGCAGUGGUGCAACAGCUCGCCCGAGACGCCGCGAUUCCGCUCAAGUUUGCUUUUCUUGGUGUGCCAGUGACAGCGUCACACUCGCACUACAAAAAGGCAUCAGACUCUGAAUUCCCAUCCUUUGUCGAAAACGAGUUUGCGCCAUGUCUGAACUGGGCCCGCAUCAUGUUUUACCGAGAAAACUCGGACAUGAAGGACGCGGCGGCCGCUCUCGACGAGGAAGCCGCGGCGCUGCCCGAGUUCUACUCGAGCCCCCUGUCGGGCGAGCUGCACGGCAUCUGCCCGACCUUUAUCGGCACGGCCAGCGCCGACCCGCUGCGCGACGAGGGCGAGGCCUACGGGCACAAGCUCGUGCGCGCCGGCGUCAAGACGACGAUUCGCCGCUACCAAGGGGUGCCGCACCCGUUUAUGCACAUGCCCCUGCGCAAGGCCGAGGUGUACACGCACGACCUGUGCGAUGCGCUGCGGACGGCCCACGGCGUCGCCUUUGUCAAGCCCAGCCUGAGCGUGUUUCCUCGGCGCAAAAUGUUCCAGGCUUCCUCUUCCUCGUCGGCCAGGCAGCAGCAACAACAACUUCAUCGCCCGGGGCCGCCGCAGGUCGGAGGGAAUAAGCGAAAGAUGGCUAGAAGUUGGAGCUGGACGCCGGGGAAGCUGGCGCUGGCGUCGAGGUUGAAGCAAUAA
Messenger RNA from Pestalotiopsis fici W106-1, 1266 nucleotides. RefSeq lists its product as uncharacterized. The record is from RefSeq and is a predicted model, not a curated record. The transcript has 4 exons. NCBI's taxonomy places the organism in Eukaryota, Fungi, Ascomycota, Sordariomycetes, Amphisphaeriales, Sporocadaceae. Bases 1 to 1266 code for a protein of 421 amino acids. Gene Ontology annotation, molecular function: hydrolase activity.